Molecule: messenger RNA, 1908 nt
Organism: Lodderomyces beijingensis
Lineage: Eukaryota; Fungi; Ascomycota; Pichiomycetes; Serinales; Debaryomycetaceae
Source: the annotation of a GenBank genome assembly
AUGGAUCAACCCCUUCAUUCGAACAAGAACCCCCCUAAUCUUCAUCAGAAGCAGUACCAACACCAACUGCUGGCUUCCAUGUUGACCCAGUCCAAGAUAUCGCAGAGAAUACGGCCGGUGAUUAUUGUGCUAUGUGUCAUUAUAACCUAUCUCACGUUCUUUAGAUCUACGCCGCAACAACCACAAGCGCAAGGGCAACCGCAAAAGGUGCCGGUGUUGACCCAAGAAGAGAUCCAGCAGCACUUGUUGCAGUCCAAGCUAGACUUUAAAGCGCAAGGAGUCGUCGAGCAGGGUUUCCUCCAGCAGCUAGACAAAACAACCAAGACAUGUCCCGAUUACGUUGAGUAUUCCAAGCUCCGACAUCCGCCCUAUUCAGCGGGCAAACGCAGGUUCCCCUACAUGAGACCAGCUCCGAAAUGCCGGACGUUCGUCUCGGAAGCAGUGGAGAAGUUGGUGUCGGAGUUGAUGAGCCGGAUACGUGAUCCAGAUUUAGCGCGUCUCGUGGAGAAUUGCUUGCCCAACACUUUGGACACUACGAUUCUAUGGCACAGAGACCAAGCGCAAUUGAGCCGCUUUGCUGGUACUGGUGCUGGUGGCGGCGGGCCUCAAUCGUUUAUUGUCACGGGCGACAUCCAUGCUGAAUGGCUACGCGAUGCCGCGCGUCAACUAUCCGUUUAUCAGCCGCUCGUGAAGUACGACCCUGCGUUGAAGAAGCUUAUAUUGGGGGCCAUCGAUACCCAGGCUUUCUUUGUCAAUGAUUCACCUUACUGCAAUGCGUUUCAUCCGCCGCCUGAGUCAGGGGUGAAGCGCGGCAACACGGCCUUUGAUGACGUUAACCCGCGUCCCAAUUGGAGACAAGUUUUCGAGUGCAAGUAUGAGAUUGACUCGUUGGCGAGUUUCUUGACGUUGACGAAUGAAUACGUCGAGAACUCGGGCGGCGACUUGGCGUUUUUGAAUAAGCUAUGGUUGCAGGCGUAUGAGAAGUUGUUGAUUGUGUUGCGCAGGGAAAGCCAGCCGAGCUUUGACGCUGAGACUGGCCAACUGCUCCCUUUUUACUACCUGUUUCAACGCCAAACGAACAUCGGGUCGGAGACUUUGCCGCUUGGCGGCGUGGGCAACCCCGUCAACUAUGGCACGGGGCUUGUGAGAAGUGCGUUCCGACCUAGUGACGACGCGACGAUUUUGCAGUUUUUCAUCCCGGGAAAUAUCCACAUGGUUACGGAAUUGAAACGCGCUAGGAAGAACAUCUUGAAUAAAGAAGGGUUGGCGCUGGUGCUGGAGUAUAUGCGCGAGGCGAUGGUGGCGUUUGGGGAACUGACGGACCAAUUGAUUGGUGCUAUCGAGUCGGGAAUAAAGGAGUUUGGAAUAGUCGAGCAUCCGCGUUGGGGCAAAGUGUUUGCUUAUGAAGUCGAUGGCUAUGGAAGUGCCACGUUUAUGGACGAUGCCAACAUCCCAUCGCUUUUAUCAAUACCGGAUUUGGGAUACACGAGCGUUAAAGACGUGGUUUAUCAAAACACGCGCAAGAUGAUUUUGGAGAAAAGCGGUAAUCCGUAUUAUCUCAAGGGACUACAUUUUGAAGGGAUAGGCGGACCGCACAUUGGAAUCAAGAACGCGUGGCCCAUGUCUUUGCUUGUGAAGAUCCGCACCUCGGACGACGAUGAGGAGAUUAUGUCGAGUUUGGAGAUGGUAUUGGACUCCACAGCCGACUUGGGGUUGAUGCAUGAGAGUGUUGAUGUAAACUCCGAAGGCGGAGCACAGUAUACACGGUCGUGGUUUGCGUGGUGCAAUUCUGAAUUGGGCAAGACGGUGUUGUAUAUGGCGAAACAUAAGCCAUAUUUGAUAUUCAAAGACGAAUUCAAGAACAGUCCGUUGGACAUUGACGCGAUAAUGACCCUGAACCAGGAAUAA